Molecule: messenger RNA, 3481 nt
Organism: Hordeum vulgare subsp. vulgare (domesticated barley)
Lineage: Eukaryota; Viridiplantae; Streptophyta; Magnoliopsida; Poales; Poaceae
Product: alcohol dehydrogenase 1-like
Exons: 9
Coding region: 38-1042 (334 amino acids)
Biological process (GO): formaldehyde catabolic process
Cellular component (GO): cytosol
Molecular function (GO): S-(hydroxymethyl)glutathione dehydrogenase [NAD(P)+] activity; zinc ion binding
Source: RefSeq, a predicted model, not a curated record
CGGUGCCGGCCCCCGUGAUGCUCAGGGGCAGACCCCCAUGUUCCCUCGGAUCUUCGGCCAUGAAGCUGGAGGCAUAGUGGAGAGUGUUGGAGAGGGCGUGACAGAUGUUGCCCCUGGUGACCACGUCCUCCCUGUGUUCACCGGGGAGUGCAAGGAAUGCCCAUAUUGCAAGUCUGCGGAGAGCAACAUGUGUGAUCUGCUCAGGAUCAACACCGACAGAGGUGUGAUGAUCGGGGAUGGCAAGUCGCGCUUCUCUAUUGGCGGCAAACCGAUUUACCAUUUCGUAGGGACUUCCACCUUCAGUGAGUACACUGUCAUGCAUGUCGGUUGUGUUGCCAAGAUCAACCCUGAGGCCCCCCUUGAUAAAGUCUGUGUUCUUAGCUGUGGUAUUUCCACUGGUCUUGGCGCGUCAAUUAAUGUUGCAAAACCACCAAAGGGUUCCACAGUGGCGAUAUUUGGGCUAGGGGCUGUUGGCCUUGCGGCUGUAGAAGGUGCAAGGAUUGCAGGUGCAUCAAGGAUCAUUGGUGUUGACCUGAACGCCAGCAGAUUUGAAGAAGGUGUAAAUACUCCUUAUUUUACUAUUCAUGGGGUUAUUUUUGUUGUUUUGAGAAGUUCCUUAGAUUUUCUAUUUUCUCCAUGUUCAGCUAGGAAGUUUGGCUGCACGGAAUUUGUGAACCCGAAAGAUCACACCAAGCCAGUUCAGCAGGUGCUCGCUGACAUGACAAAUGGCGGAGUUGACCGCAGUGUUGAGUGCACUGGCAACGUCAAUGCUAUGAUACAAGCAUUUGAAUGUGUUCAUGAUGGCUGGGGUGUAGCUGUGCUGGUGGGUGUGCCACACAAGGACGCUGAAUUCAUGACCCACCCGAUGAACUUCCUGAAUGAGAGGAUCCUGAAGGGCACCUUCUUCGGUAACUUCAAGCCGCGCACUGACCUGCCCAAUGUCGUGGAGAUGUACAUGAAGCUGUGCUGGAGAAGCUGUCCACCUACGACCGCGCGCGGACGGCGGUGCUGGCCAUGCCGGAGGGGGAGCUCAAGGAGGUGAACGCGGACAAGCUGGGCGCGCAGCAGCGCAUCGCCUCGGUCGGCGACAACCAUGAGUGCUUCCUCUCCAAGUUCAAGGACCGCGUCGACCGGUCAACAACAGCAACAAUUGCCCAACCAGCCACCACCAUUACCUAAUCAGCCACCACCACAGCUAUAGCAGCCUGUUGGAGCAGCUCGUCCUCCACCUCCUGGUCCAAGUCCAGGAUCCGGCCGGCACGCGCACGUGGUCGUUCAAGGUCGACCUGUUCACGGACGAGUUAUUCGCCGCGUUCCAGGUGUCGCACCGGCAGCAGCUAGCCAUGCUGGACAUGGCUGCGGCGGCAGAAGCGCCGGUUGGUCCGGCGCCUGCGGUCGGUCCGCGUCUGGCGCCGCGUGACGGGCGUCGUCUUCACGGCGAUCCUCGUCUGCUCGGUGGUGGCCGUGGCUCGCCCUCUCGCUUUCUCGUUGUUUAGUCCCGCUCCACCUCCGCCCUCCAUCUACUUGCUUCAAGAUGUCUUCCACGGCCGGUAGCUUCCGCGAUUUGGGUUUGUAGCAGGCGUGAACUAUGCGAUGAGGGUGUGCGUCCUCAUCACAGGCGGCUACGACAAGUACCGUGCGGCGUAGCGGAUGUGUACGAGAACGCGUAGAAGACCAACACCUCAAACUUGACGCCCUUUGCCUCCGUCAAGGACAGUGUAACAGGUGCGUAGAUCUUGAUCCUUUCCUUCAAUGCCGUUGUUGUUUGAUUGUCUCCGUUCCUGUGAAGCCAGUAUUCUGCCUGGCUGGCGCUUCAGCUUGAUGAAAAAACAAAAAACAUAGCAAACCUGACUUACUGUAAGAUGGAUUGAAACAGCUAACAACGUACUAGCUAGCUUUGCCAUGAGAUGGAUCGGUGAAUUGAUUGAUCGCCUAGCUAGCAACGCACGCACGGACUGGCAUGUAACGUGUUUACUGUUUAUACUUUUUCAACUCACGGCGAUAAAACCUAAGAGCUACAUGACUAAGCAGAGUUAGAAUUUCUGUAUUACUUUGGACAAGAGAGUGGAUUUUCAGCACCCGGGUGUCUAGGCACCCGGGUGCUGUUACACCUUUCUCCUUUGGACAAGCAAUCAUUGGUGAAUUCUGGCUAUAUGUGAGAUUUAUUGGCACCCAACAGAGAGAACUAGCAAGCUGGUGAUUUCAUCGUUUUUAGGAGGUCAAGCUUGAAAAAGGUACAAUUCUCGACUUCUCAUGAAUCAUGUUUUUUUUAAACAUCUCGAGAAUCAUGUUAAUCAUAAUAUUUCCCCUGUUUCAAAAUGCUCCCCGAUGUGUUGGUUAACUGUCCUCUGGAUAUAUUUUAUUUGAUUUUUUAUAGAAUUUGACCAUUUAUGGAGGCUUUCGUUAAUGAUGGAUCAACCUUGGUUCUAACGAUUAGCCUAUCUGACAUGCAACCCCUGGGGAAAUGGGUUGCAAAAUAUAGCGUGUUUUUCGUUUGUAUGGUUGUGGUCAUAGUCUAUUUUAAGCCUGUAUAAGUUUCUGUGGUUGUGAAGUGUAUUCACCUCCACGUAGAAAUAGAAGAUUAAUUUUUUUCACCCAUGAAGCGUCGUCGUGAUGGUUCGACCUCGAUCGAUCCACCCAUGUCCUCCCACCAAGGUAACUGAUGAUUCUCUCCUGCGAUCUGACCAUUAGUUUAGUUGAUGCCACUAACCUCUACCCACCAUGUUGAUUGGCUACAUAUAGAUGUCAAUGUGAGGGUCAUCGAUGGGUCGCUGUCCGGCGUGGUGACCAUUGAGUCGUGGAGAACACAUGCAAAAUUGGUCAUACUCAACAAAUCAAUGGGCAUCUUGAUCGUGAGCAGAGGGAGGGGAGCAGAGCUAGAUGGCGAAGAGAAGUCGUCGGCAUUGUGGUGCACCAUGCGAUCCAUUCCUGGUCGAUCCCCACCCAUUCCAGCGAACAUGGUUUGUGGAAGGGUCUCCUGGACAUGACGCGCACUAGGUGUUGCCACAAAAGAUUCAGACCGGCGUGACGCUGUUGUGGCGGGGUCAUGGGGCGGGGCCGCCGUGCGGUGGAUGACGUCGUCCAGACUACACGCGCGUCCAAUGGAGCACUGCACCCCCCCCCCUCGAUCUCAGCUCACAACUGCGUAGCUAGGAGGGAGGGUUUAGAGGCGCAUUGUGGAAAGUUGGGCCGUGAUGGGUGCCUCGCACGCCGUUCUGAUGCGCGUCAUGACGCGUCGGCGGCUGCAUGGGGAAGCAUGGUGGGUGGCUAGCUGAAAGGGGGAGGGGUGAGCAGUGAGGAGAAAGUGAGUCUGAGAGUGUUCACGGUUGUAGGAUUGCUUUUUAUCCCGCAACUUAUAAUUUUUGUUUCUAUAUAUUGGUGUAUAUUUUAGCAUAAGAACGGAGGUAUUUACACGAUCUAUCAGGGCUAUCAAAUUUCUUGGUUAGAUUAAGAAAAUGCUAUUUUGCAUAUUCUAGAUGUA